CUAUCCUGAAAAGCUCUUAGAUCAUACAGACCGAUGCCUGUGUCUCAGUGUAGCUCCUCACUGAGCAAGCCAGAGCUGGCUUCUGCUGCCUCUGCCUCUUGCCUGCCUGGAGCCAGUGCCAUGCAGAUGCAGGACCCAUCCCGGAGACCCUCGGCCGUGCACUUCCUCAGUGCCUUUCUACAGGGCCGCCGGCACUCCACUUCUGACCCGGUCCUGAGGCUACAGCAAGCCCGGCGUGGCUCUGGCUCUGCCACCAAGCUGCUGUCCUCAUCUUCUCUCCAGGUGAUGGUGGCUGUGUCUUCUGUCAGCCGUGCAGAGGGGACUCCAACUUGCCCGGAGAGAAAAAAAAAUUCAGGCCGCCCAACACCUAAAUAUACAAAAGUGGGAGAACGUUUGCGGCAUGUCAUCCCUGGACACAUGGCGUGUUCCAUGGCGUGUGGGGGGAGAGCGUGUAAGUACGAGAACCCAGCCCGCUGGAGUGAGCAGGAGCAGGCCAUCAAAGGCGUUUACUCAUCCUGGGUCACUGACAAUAUCCUGGCCAUGGCUCGCCCAUCCUCUGAGCUGCUGGAGAAGUAUCACAUCAUUGAGCAGUUCCUCAGCCAUGGCAUAAAAACAAUAAUCAACCUGCAGCGUCCUGGGGAGCAUGCCAGCUGUGGGAACUCUCUGGAACAAGAAAGUGGUUUCACGUACCUUCCAGAGGCAUUCAUGGAGGCUGGCAUUUAUUUCUACAACUUCGGGUGGAAGGAUUAUGGCGUGGCCUCCCUCACUGCCAUCUUAGACAUGGUAAAGGUGAUGACAUUUGCCUUACAGGAAGGAAAAGUAGCUGUGCACUGCCAUGCAGGGCUCGGGCGCACAGGUGUGCUAAUAGCAUGUUACUUAGUUUUUGCAACAAGGAUGACUGCUGACCAAGCAAUUAUAUUCGUGCGGGCAAAACGCCCCAAUUCCAUUCAAACCAGAGGACAGUUGCUCUGUGUGAGGGAAUUCACUCAGUUUCUGGCUCCACUCCGUAAUAUUUUCUCUUGCUGCGACCCCAAAGCACAUGCUGUUACCUUAGCACAGUACCUGAUGCGCCAGCGUCAUCUGCUUCAUGGUUACGAGGCGCGCCUUCUGAAGUACGUGCCCAAGAUCGUCCACCUAGUCUGCAAGCUGCUGCUGGACUUGGCUGAGAACAGGCCAGUCGUGAUGAAGAGCGUGUUAGAAGGACCCGAGCUCUCUGCUGAAAUAGAAAAGACGGUGUCUGAGAUGGUCACAAUGCAACUAGAUCAAGAGUUACUGAGGCAGAACAGCGAUGUGCCUGACCCGUUUAACCCCACUGCAGAGGUGGCCGAGUUCGACAAUCAGGAUGUGAUCCUUUCUAAUGAGCAUGAGUUUGACCCCCUCUGGAAGAGGAGGAAUAUUGAGUGCCUUCAGCCCCUGACACAUCUGAAAAGACAGCUCAGCUACAGUGACUCAGACUUAAAGAGGGCCAAAGCCAUCCUGGAGCAAGGGGAGACACCUUGGACAGUGCCUGCCCAGGAGCUGCUGGACCACAGUCUCCAGCAGCAGACGCCCACAAGCCAUUGUUUCCUGCCGCCGACUCCAGAGCUAGGUUUACAUAAGGAUACACUGGUGCGAAACACGUUUUCUUUCUGGACUGAGUCCAAGUGUGGAGGCUUAGAAGAACCCAAGGAUGAGGGCUCACUGCUUUUGUGCAGGAAGGACUCUCCGAAGGAGGUACAGAGGAGCAGAACCUUCUCGGUGGGUGUCUCCUGUUCACACAACCCUGGAGAACCAGCGCCACCCAACUUCACAAGGGCACACAAGGAUUCAGGGCGAGGCGCCCACUGCCGGUGUGAGGCUCCUGAGGGUUGGGUGCCAGGCCCUGUUCCCGAGAUGGGCCGGAGCCCCUGCAGCCCCCUGCACUGUGACACCAGCCCUAAAGCGCAGUUCUCAUGUGGACUGGAAACCCAGAACAGCACAUACCUGCCGGAGGCAACACCACACGCCGGCCUGCAGUCUGAACUGAACGCUGAAGCGAGGAGGAUACUGGCAGCCAAAGCCCUGGCGAACUUGACUGAGUUUGUUGAGGAGGAGGAGGUGAAAAGGAGAGUGGAAAUGUGGCAGAAAGAACUAAAUUCCCGAGAGGGAGCCUGGGAACGAAUAUGUGGUGAGAGAGACCCUUUCAUCUUGUGCAGUUUGAUGUGGUCUUGGGUGGAGCAACUGAAAGAACCUGUAAUCAGCAAAGAGGAUGUGGACAUGCUGGUCGACAGACACGCAGAUGCUGCCGAAGCCCUGUUUUUACUAGAGAAGGGGCAGUACCAGACCAUCCUCUGUGUGCUGCAUUGCAUUGUGAGCCUGCAGACGCUUCCGGUGGAGGUGGAGGAAGCUUGCCUUUCACAUGCCAUUAAGGCCUUCACCAAGGUUAAUUUUGAUUCUGAAAACGGACCAAUAGUUUACGACACCCUGAAAAAAAUAUUUAAGCACACGUUGGAAGAAAAGAGAAAAAUGGCAAAAGACAGCCCGAGGCCUGGCCUCUCCUGAAGCUUUCUUCUCUGGACGAGCAUCCGACCUAAGCAUCCAUCCGUCCCAAGGGGGGAACAGUGCUGGCUGCGCUUCCUCCCCUCCGGCCAUUGUCAGUGCUGUCUCCCUUUUUUAGUUAUUUAUUUUGAAAUAUCUUUGAGCUGUGUCUUAAAAAAUUGCCAUAAAGUUGGUGCCACUUUAUUUAUUUACUGAAUUGAUAGUAUUGUAUUGACAUUUUAAUUAUAUUUGUGUCCUUACUCUUUUUGACAUUUUGGAGGAAAAAAUAAUCCUUUCAAAACAGCUAUUCUUUUUCUUUUUCUUUUUCUUUUCUUUCUUUCUUUCUUUCUUUUUUUUUUUUUUUUUACAAAACUCUUUGUUGAGUUUUUACCAAAUAGAUCAUUUUAGUAGUAAAACCUCACUAUGUAUCCUUCCCAAGACAUGUGUCCCUCCCUCAGAGAUAUGACCUAAGAUAGUCACCAAGUGUCUUAAACUGUUUUAUAUUUGUUACUAAGAAGGCUAAUAAUACAUUUUAAAGGACCUUUAAAAAACUUUGAAGCUUUUUUUGUUUUUAACAGAUGUGGCAAAGUCUUUCAAAGAAUAUUAUUUUCAGUGAUUCAGUGAUUCAGUUUACUUUAACAGACUGACUGGAGUGGUUGGGUUUCGCACUUGUAGAAAGUAGUCUUGCUGUUCGUCAGGCUUCCCGACAACCUCUCCCUUGGCUUUCAGGGGAGGGAGCAGCUCUCAACCCAGAAACCUUAUUCUGUGUCCCCAACCUGCCACUGAGCCUUCACUGCUGUCCAGAGAAAUGGAUCAGAAGUGGCUAUGUGGGCAGUUGCUAAGGAACAGAACUGGCCUGGUCCUCCCAGGGACUGUAGAAAGGACAGCAGUGAAGGACAGCUCUGGGGGGGAGGGGGUGGCCAUCCUGCACAGGCCGCUCAGAGCUGGAGCAAGUCAGACCGGCCACUUUCUGUCCCCGGGAGUGCUGGCAUUGCUACCUGGCCUAUGCCCAGCCCCAGAGCUGCCCUUUCACAAGCCCACUUGCCUCGGCCUCUGUCGCCAGCUGCUGUUCUGCUGUAGGAUUAUAAUUUUUAAGUUGAAUUUGACCCCAGGUUGCACUCACCCUAACUGGCUUCAAAUAAGGACAGGUGACUGGUCAAACUUGUUCCCUUAGAUUAAACUGGUAAUCAGCAACUGAGGCCUUAUUUAAACUAAAUUACUACCCAGGAGUAGCAGAGCCCAUGGCAAACAGUUUUCUUGACCAAGGUGAUGACCAGACCAAUUCAGACUAAAGACGUAACUCUGUGAUUCUCAGAGUUGUAGGAACAAGCAAGACUGAAUUAGAACAAAUGAAAGUUCUCUAACUCAUGCAUUUCUGAAUUACAGUCUAGCGUGUCCAAAACUAUUUCGAUCAUUAAUCUCACCAACUCUGACGGCAAAGACCAAGUGCAGUUUCCUUCACCUUGAAUUUUCUUCUUGGGAAAGGAAAUACGGUGGCAGUUACUGGACCAACCGGCUUCCCCAGUGCUGAAGUAUCCUUUUAAGUGCCUAGCCGAACAACAGGAGCCCUUGCACUCUGUCUCCUGAGAUCAUUCUAAAAGCCGACAUUCAAAGAGAACGCUCGUCUUCGCCUCUCGUCAGCCUUGAAUGGGCAAGUGACACUGUGGACCUUCGAUACCCUCCCUCCUUAAGGCCAGCCGCGCCUGUGCAUUUACAACACUUGCUUUAAGUUCUGCAACGGCCAUGUGCUAACACCACUGCAUGUCAGAAAAUCUAAAUACACCAGCCUGAGAAGACACAGGCUCCGUGCUUAUUUGAAUAAAGGUGAAAAGAACCAACCA
This is a messenger RNA of Rattus rattus (black rat), 4337 nucleotides long. RefSeq names its product protein tyrosine phosphatase domain containing 1 (gene Ptpdc1). Gene Ontology annotation, molecular function: protein tyrosine/serine/threonine phosphatase activity. The transcript is spliced from 9 exons. Gene Ontology annotation, biological process: cilium assembly; protein dephosphorylation. Lineage: Eukaryota; Metazoa; Chordata; Mammalia; Rodentia; Muridae. The record is from RefSeq and is a predicted model, not a curated record. Bases 34 to 2520 code for a protein of 828 amino acids.